AUGGCGAGCGCGGCGGCGACCCACGGCGUGGACCCCUCCUAUAAGUGGAAGUGGCUGGAGGAAAGCGACACUAACCUCCUGAGACUCAACGACCUCCCUGCAGGCUUGAAGCUGGGGGACUUGUUGGUUCGCGUGGACGGCAAGCGCCGGCUCACCAUCACCGACCGGCGCAAGCCCACGCCCAGCGGCAAGGCGCUGCGGCUCAACAAGACGACGUUCCAGCUGCCCAAGACGGCCAACCCCGACACCAUAACCGGCUGCUUCGUCGACGGCGUACUCACGCUCACCGUGCCCAAGGCCAAGGGGCAGUAA
Molecule: messenger RNA, 312 nt
Organism: Miscanthus lutarioriparius
Lineage: Eukaryota; Viridiplantae; Streptophyta; Magnoliopsida; Poales; Poaceae
Source: the annotation of a GenBank genome assembly